CACCACUUUUAAUUUGCCGUGCUUGAAGUUUUAAUUGCUAUACCUUAUCUCUUAUUAAGAGGUAGCUCGUCACAAAGGUUUGCGCUCUAUUGCUUAACUUGUUGAUAAGAUAAACGGAAAGCUUUAUCUAAUUCACUUUGUGGAUGACAAUAUUGGUUGGUUUCCGCAUUGCGAUUUUUCAUUUUACUGCAUAAGGUUUAAUAAUAUAAGAUGAACGGAGUAACAAUUUUCUUAAUAUGGCUAGCUCUCGCGUAUGGUGCAACUAUUCCUGCAAGUCUGUGUCCCCUGGAAACUCAAUGCGAAAAGGUAGAUGAGUUAAGUGCUAUUUGUGGAAUGGAUGAGGAGGUGGGCUGUAUUCGAAAGUUUGCCUCCAAAUGUCACUUGGAUAUUGCAACUUGUAAUGAAAGAAAAAAUUUUACUGACUUUAGUGAGGUUUAUUGCUCAAUGGAGUUCUAUUUCUGCAAUAAGUCUCCCACCUACGAGCGAUGGACCAUUUUCUUUGGCCAUGAGGAUGAAUAAAUUCAUUUUCAUUUAUUAUUAAAGGGAGAAAAAUGCUUAACCAAUACGCUUAUAGGUGUAAUAUGACUAGUACUUAGGGUAUUUUAACAAAUCUUAUUUUCAUGCUUGUGCUAUGUGUAUAAUUACCUUAUAUCUGCUAAAGAAAUUAGUUAUAGAUAAUCCAAAAUGAUGUGGUUUAACUUCAUAAUACAUGGAAGAAAAUCUAUUUAAAUAUGUUUAAACUGCAUUCAUAUUUAGUUACUCAUGAAGCUAUCGUACAUUGUAAUCUUCACCUUAUGUAAGUUGCUUAAAAUUAAAAGUAAAAUAAAUGAAAAAAUGAGUUAAA
Messenger RNA from Drosophila eugracilis, 844 nucleotides. RefSeq lists its product as uncharacterized. The record is from RefSeq and is a predicted model, not a curated record. The transcript is spliced from 3 exons. Lineage: Eukaryota; Metazoa; Arthropoda; Insecta; Diptera; Drosophilidae. The coding region runs from base 211 to 519 and encodes 102 amino acids.